Aethalodelphis obliquidens (Pacific white-sided dolphin) is the source of this 5042-nucleotide messenger RNA. RefSeq names its product cilia and flagella associated protein 74 (gene CFAP74). The record is from RefSeq and is a predicted model, not a curated record. The transcript has 38 exons. NCBI's taxonomy places the organism in Eukaryota, Metazoa, Chordata, Mammalia, Artiodactyla, Delphinidae.
AUGGAAGAAGAUGCCAGCCUGUUCCCUAAGAAGCUUUUGGACGACGCCCCCCUUGUGGAGGAUGAAACAGAUGAACCGGAGGAUCCGGAGUUUGUGCUGGGCCCUGUCCCUGGGGAGGCUGAGAACGAGGCGGACCCAGGAAGCUCCUGUCCAGGGAAAGAGCAGAAUGCAGACAAGAGGAAGCAGAGACCAGCCGUCCAGGACAGAAUGCAGGCCUCACUCCUGCGGAGGGAUUUGAGCCACCUAGACCAGCUGCAUGAAGAGAAAGACCUUUUCACUCAGAACACGAGGGAGGAGCUGCGUGCUUGCCGCUGGAGGAUGGGGCUCCUCGCCAAGCAGCAGGAGAGCGUGGCAGCUGGCCCGGCCGCGGAGAGAGCCGCCGGCAACAGGUAGGUCGGAGCCGUGGGUCGCCUCGAGGCAGCGUCCCAGCGCCCGUGCUCAGAGCUGGGGAACGAGGGGGACCUGCAGGCGAAGAUGACGGCCGUGCUGCAGGACAGCGUGAGCGCCGUGUGGCACAUGGAGAUCCAGGAGAGGCAGCUGGAGGACGCCCGCGAGUCGGCCCGAGCGGAGGCCCCGGCUGCCAGGAAAUGCCUCCGGGAGAGGGGGGCCUCGGGGAAGGCAGAGCGGAACCGGCUGCUGCGGGUGCGGAGGUCCGUGUACCUGCAGAAGGAGCACGGGCUCAGGCACCAGAAGCUGGUGGAAGACGCCCAGAAGAACCAUCGGAAGGCCGUGAAGUUCCUGAAGGCCUCCCUGGGGAGGAUCCGCAAGCAGGAGCAGAGAGAGGAGCUGGAGAGCCGCGAGCACGCGCGCAGGCGCAUGGACGCCGUGCUGGCCCUGAAGAACAGCAUCUCCGCCAACCGGGAGACGCUCCGGAAAUUUCAAGCAUGGGGCCAGGCCAAGGCAGAGCUGGCGGAACAGAGGGCCCAGGCCGAGAAGGAGGUGAUUCUGGCCCAAGGUGGGGACGCUUUCAAGCACUUUUGCCAUCAACGCCGGCGCCAGGAGCUGGAGGCCCAGAACCGCGCCUUCAAGGAGGAGCAGAAGCUCAGGAAGCACGAGAUUGUGAGUCGGAUCUUGAAGGAGGAGGCCGAGGAGGCCAGGAGGAAGCAGCGGCCCUCGCCCGCCAGACCCGCGGGCCGGCCGAUCCUGAGGGACCAGACCUGGAGCUACGUGGCCGCUUUCCAUGACGGGAAGGGCCCGGCGGACCUGCCCUGCUGCCCCCCGGAGGGCAGGUCUGCGUUACCCCAAGCCUCUCUGCUGGUGAAGGCCGCGUCCAGCGAGUCCGUCCAGGCGGACAGGGGGAGCCUUGGCCGGGAGGCGGGGACGCUGGCUCAGCCGGAGAUCCCCGGGCUCUGGAAGGAGGACUGCAAGCCGUACCAGGUGCCCAAGGAGGAUGUGGACCAGAAGUCCGUGGGCGGAACGAAGACCGACAAGGACAUCCUGGCACGCACUGCGCAGCAGCUGUGCCGCGGGGUGACCCACAAGCAGGUGGCAUCCAGGCGCGAGUUCAGAGGGUGUCCCUUCCACAGCAAGCCCAAGCUCGUCCACUUCAAGGACUUUGAUAUCGGCAAAGUGUACAAGAAAAAGAUCACGCUGAUUAACGCCACCUACACGAUUAACUACUGCAAGCUGGUGGGCGUGGAGGAGCGCCUCGGGGACUUCAUCCACAUCGACUUUGACCCCCCUGGUCCCAUGCCAGCCGGCAUGUCCUGUGAAGUGCUUGUCACCUUCAAGCCCAUGGUAAACAAAGAUCUGGAAGGAAAUGUCUCGUUUCUGGCUCAGACGGGCAGGUUUUCCGUGCCACUGAAAUGUUCAGCGAAGAAAUGCUCCCUGUCCCUCGACAAGGAGCUCAUCGACUUCGGCAGCUGCGUGGUGGGUGAGACUGCAUCCCGGACCGUCACGCUGACCAACCUCGGGGGCUUGGGCACCGGGUUCAGGUUUCUCCUGGCAUCAGAGUGCUGUGAGAUGGACACGUCCCCGUCGGUCUUCAGCACGAGCAGUAACUUCACAUAUGAAGACAAGGGUUUUGACAGUAACGUCGCCACCAGUUUUUCCAAGCAGCUGACGGCGGGCAAUGAGUCCGUGCCUGCAGAUGUGCCGAGCCAGAAGGAGUCUGGAAAACUGGACAUAAAGGAGAAGGAGGAGGGGCGCCCCGUAGAAUCAGAGGGAGUGACCUCGACCACCAUCGUGACUGUACCUCCCAACGAGGAACAGACGGAGUUCUCACUGGGAGAGAUAACAGAGGGGGAGAUUGGCCCCUUCAGCACCAUCAAAGUGCCCGUCAUCUUCACCCCGAUUGUCCCGGGAACGGUCUCCACCAGGUUCAAGGUCAUGUUUAAGAAUCAGCAGUGCCCGACUUUAUAUUUCAAAGUCGUCGGUGUUGCUAUCGACGUGCCAGUCUGGGUGCCAAAGCCCAACGUAGACCUGAAGAUCUGCAUGUACGACCGGCUGUAUCAGGACUCCAUCCUCGUCCACACACGGUGGAAGACCGCCCUGCGCCUGCACUUCGAGGUGUGCAAGGGGCUGCAGGGCCACCUGGAGCUCCUGCCCAAGACCGCCUGCAUCCAGGCCCUGUCGUCCUACUCGGUGCGGCUCAAGUUCCUGCCCAGACGCUCCCUCCCGGAAGAUGCCGGGAAGUAUUUUGACAAGGAAAGCAGAGUCCUGGAGGCCCCGAUGACUAUCCGGGUGGCUGACCAGAUCAAACCCGUGGGGUUUACUGUCCACGCCAUAGUCACCACCUCGGACCUGGAGCUCAGCCCCUCGGGGGUGGACUUCGGCUACUGCACCAUCUACGAGGCCAUCAGGACCCAAGUCAGCCUCUGCAACCACUCCCUCCUGCCCCAGGAGUUUGGGUUCGUCAGGCUCCCCAAGUUUGUGGACAUCCAGCCCAAUGAUGGGUUCGGGACAAUCCUGCCGCUGGAAACUCUGCAACUCGACGUAAUCUUUCAGCCCACCAAGGCCAAGGAAUACAACUUCGAGCUCGUCUGCAAGUCAGAGAUUAACCGGUGCUUCAAGCUGACGUGCCGGGCUGUGGGUGUCCACCCGCUCCUGGAGCUGUCCCACUACCAGGUCAAGUUUGCGGCCACCUCCUUGUACAACACGUCGGUGGCCACCCUGUACGUCAUCAACUCCCGCCUGAGCAUGAACCCGCCGACGCCCUCGGUACCCCGCAUCGGCUUGGAGGACACAUCCCCUGUGGGGCCCACAUCUUUCGAGUUCCUGCUGCCCCCAGACUCCCCCAUCACCAUCUCACCCUCGGUGGGCACCGUGUGGCCAGGAAAGAGGUGCCUGGUCCGGGUGGCCUUCCGGCCCGUGCUGACCCACGAGCUGAUCCACCAGGAAGCCUUACAGGCCCUGACCAAAGAAGCUGAGGCCAAAUCGGACACGGCCACCCAGAGGAAGGACCAGCAGAGACAGUCCUCCAUACUGCGGCUGCAGAACCGAGACCGGCUGUCCCAGGCCUCUGCCUCCCAGCCCCUGGAGCUGCAGAAAGAGGACCUCACGUCCAGCUCCCAGGAGUACCAGGCUGCGCAGGCCACCCUGACCAGAUCUUUCCAGGGCAAGUUUGACAAGUUUGUGGUCCCCUGUGUUGUUGCCAGUGGUGACACCAAAGACAGGAAGGGGACGGAACCCCUGAGCUUCAGUGCCCACAGCACCGUGUACCUGGAGCUGUGGUGUCCAGCGGUAGCACCAUCCAUCGUGGUGACGUCCGACAAAGGCAAGACCAUCGCUGACUUCGGCGACAUCGCUGUAGGACAACGCGGCAUAAAGAAAGUCUCCAUCCAGAACAUCUCCCCCGAGCGUCUCGAACUGGAGUACUCCGUGCUGAACCCCAACGGCCCCUUUGUCCUGCUGAAUCCCAUCGGCAAGCUGGUGUCUGGAGAGACCCAGGUCCUGGAGCUGUCCUUCUCCCCCCGUGAGAGCGUCCUGGCCCGGGAAAUGCUGGAGGUCAUCACCAAGAGAGGCACGCUCUCCCUGGCCCUCGUGGGCACAGGCGUGGCGUCCAUGACCACGUGCUCCAUUGAAGGAGGCGUCCUCAACAUGGGCUACGUGAUCGCCGGAGAAUCCACCUCCGUGGGCUUCAAGCUGCAAAACGAUUCCCCGCUGCCCAUCAAGUUCUCCAUGCAGUUGGACAGCCUCUCCACCGGGAGCGGAGACGAGCACCGGCUGCCGCAGUUCCUGGCCUCCCCGGCCCAGAGGACGGAAGUCGUGGGCACGCAGAACUACAGCGGCCAGAGCGUGUUCAGCGUGGUCCCGGUGGAGGGCGUCAUGGAGCCGGGCAGGGCGCAGGACUUCACCGUGACCUUCAGCCCGGACCAUGAGAGCCUGUACUUCUCUGACCGGCUUCAGGUCGUGCUCUUCGAAAAGAAAAUCUCCCACCAGAUCCUCCUGAAGGGCUCGGCCCGCAAGCACAUGAUGUUUGUGGAAGGCGGAGACCCCCUGGAUGUGCCUGUGGAGUCCCUGACCGUGAUCCCUGCCUUGGACCCCGAGCGCACAGAGGGUGACCCCCAGCCAGGCCCUCCCUCUCCAGAAGCUGAGGAGCUGAAGCCCAUCCUGGUAACCCUGGCUUAUGUCCAGUUGGACACAGACACGCCGGCCCCACCUGCCACCCGAGAACUGCAGGUGGGCUGCAUCCGGACCACCCAGCCGUCCCCAAAGAAGACUGUCGAGUUCAGCCUGGACAGCAUCGCGUCCCUGCAGCACAAGGGCUUCACCAUCGAGCCCUCCAAGGGCUCUGUGGAGCGCGGCCAGACCAAGACCAUCAGCGUCUCCUGGACGCCACCCAUCGACUUUGAUCCGGACCACCCACUCAUGGUGUCAGCGCUGCUGCAGCUCAGGGGGGACGUGAAGGAGACCUACAAGGUCCUCUUCGUAGCGCGGGUGGUGACGGGCCCCUGAGGCCACAGGAGUCUCUCCACAGAGCCCUCUCGGGUCUUCCUGCCGCAUUUGAAGCCCUCUCCCGGUCUGUGGACCCAGCAGAGCCAGCCAGGGGCCUGGGACCUGGACAUCCCUGCUGGGCAGCUUCAAAAGGGUGGCCCCCCACA